Messenger RNA from Ochotona curzoniae (black-lipped pika), 672 nucleotides. Its product is annotated as ferritin heavy chain, oocyte isoform-like. NCBI's taxonomy places the organism in Eukaryota, Metazoa, Chordata, Mammalia, Lagomorpha, Ochotonidae. Gene Ontology annotation, molecular function: ferric iron binding; ferrous iron binding. Gene Ontology annotation, biological process: iron ion transport; intracellular iron ion homeostasis. Gene Ontology annotation, cellular component: cytoplasm. The transcript has a single exon. The coding region runs from base 1 to 672 and encodes 223 amino acids. The record is from RefSeq and is a predicted model, not a curated record.
AUGGGGUUUCCUCGAGGACCUCGGCCCCGCAGGCGCUGCCGCCGCCCACUGCAGGAGUGCCCAGAGGCCAACCUUGGGUCUGCCUUCCACUUCGUGGUGGCGGUGCCCCCGCUGACUCUGCCGCCCCCGCCCCCACACUCACAGGUGCGCCACAACUACCAUCCCGAGUGUGAGACUGCAGUGGACGUCCACGUCCAGCUGCAGCUCUCUGCGUCCCACCUGACCCGGGCCAUGGCCUUGCACUUUGACCGCAACUACGUGGCACUCAAGGGCUUCGCCCGCUACUUCCUGAAGCGCUCGCUGAUCGAGAGGGAGCGUGCAGAGAAGAUGGCCAGAAUGCAGAACCAGCGUGGAGGCCGCAUCAAGCUCUGCCAAGUGCUCGCGCCUCAGCCCAGCCACUGGGACAGCGGCCUGCACGCCAUGGAGAGCGCCUUCCAGCUGGCCAAGAGAAUCAACCAGAGCUUCCUGGACCUGCACCAGCUGGCCACUGUCAGGGACGACCCCGAGCUCCGCCACUUCCUGGAGACCCACUACCUGCACCAGCAGGUGCAGCACCUCAAGGAGCUGGGAGACUACCUGACCAACCUGCGCAGGAUGGGCAGCCAGGAUAGCCGCAUGGCCGAGUAUCUCUUCGACAAAUUCUCCCUGUGCGAGGGCGAGGAGGACGCCUGA